UACAUUCCUUCCUAGAUUUCCCAAGGCCAAUGGACUGGAAGUGAGUUUUGCCCGUGUAAGGACCCGCUCUGAGAGGCAGCAAUUUGUAUCCUCUGGUCGAAGCCAUAUAGAGGAGAAGAACGCGUUUCAAUUUUCAAGUUGAGAAAGCUAGGGUUUAUGAAUCAGACUUGGAGGCCAUGGUUCCAGAAGGAGCGGCUUCUCCCAAGCUUCUGCGCCUUCUCUCUUUCAUUGGAGCCGGAGUAAUUUGCACUGCGGCUAUAAAUGUGUGGAGCAAUAUUGAAACGAAUCGUCACAGGAAAACGUUUGAAGCCACUGAAAGAGCCCAAGAAUCUUCUCAAGUGGUGAAAAAAGCGUUUCGCAUAGGACUUUCGGAGUUCCAGAGGCUUGAGAUCAAGUUGAUGCAAGCUUUUCUUUUUUUUCUGCUGUAGGAUUUGGGAAUGAGCAGAUCUAUUGCCAAAAUUUAUUCAAAAGGCAAAAUUCAUGACUUAAUUUAUAUAAAUACCUGCUUUGUAUAUCACAAAUAUUAGAGAUUUGGAAUUGGUAUCUUCUUCUUCUUCUUUUUUAUUU
Messenger RNA from Amborella trichopoda, 567 nucleotides. Lineage: Eukaryota; Viridiplantae; Streptophyta; Magnoliopsida; Amborellales; Amborellaceae. The record is from RefSeq and is a predicted model, not a curated record.